This is a messenger RNA of Nicotiana tabacum (common tobacco), 2855 nucleotides long. Lineage: Eukaryota; Viridiplantae; Streptophyta; Magnoliopsida; Solanales; Solanaceae. The record is from RefSeq and is a predicted model, not a curated record.
UCAAAACUCACCCCAAAAUUAUGUCUAACACAUUUUUAAUUUCAAAUCAAACUUUAUCCAAAUCAAUCUUUUCAAAAAAUAUUUGGGAAUCCAUUUCCAAACGGUCCUAAAUGAGCCCGCUUUCUACUUCUUUUGUUUUUGGCGCCUUUUGACAGCUUCUUCAGCAAGCUUCUCCUUCUGGAAAGUCUAAACCCUUUCUCUGUUUCUCUUAGAGUGAAAAAAUUCCCAGGCUACCUGUAAUUCUGCUUGUUCUUCUUCAUUGUGAUUUGUGACAUGAUCCGAAGAGAAAUAUGAGACAUUCAUUGGUUCAGAAACCAGGGGUAUGUCAUCUUAUCCACCAUCAAUUUAUUCCUAUUUUCCCGCAUCAGAAUUUCAGUUCACUUUUUAUGUGUUUUGGUAUUGGCGAAAAAAUGUUUUACUUUGGGAAAAUCAUUUUUAGGAGUCUGGUUUAGUGUAAAAUUUGGUGAAUAAUCGUACAAGACCUAGAGUGUAUUUGUAUUUAUUCUCUAAUCAAAUAUUAUCAAAGAGUAUUUGGUUGGUGAGUGGAAAAUAUUUUCCAGAAAAAUUAUAGAGAUUAAUAAUAUUAUUAGCAAAUUGGAGAGUGCUUUGAUGAAAUUGUUGAAAACAAAAAUAUGUAAGUGCUUGUUAAAAAGUUAAGAUAAUUGUAAGAAAACUAUUCGCCCAUAAGUGAGGAAAGUCAUGUUUCGAAAAUAUUUUACUUGGAAAAUGGCUUCCGUCCUACAUAACUUUCUCAUUGAAAACAUUAUAUUGAAAAAUGGCUUUCGCAGUACCAACUGCACCUAUAAAAUAAGAUAUGGAGAUAGUUGACACAUUUUUGAAUACUACAGGUUGCAAUGAUAUCUAAAUAUCUAUUGAAGCAAGUAAUAUGGAAUUAAAGUAUGGAUAUUCGUUAAAAAAAUGAUUUCUACUCAGUACUUAUAGGUGAAAGGAGUCAUUUUUUCCUUUGGUAGCAAAUGAUUUUCCUUAGAGAAAAGAUUUUCCACAUUUUGAUGUAACCACACAGAGGAAAUUGUUUUUCUCAAUCUGAAAAAAGCAUCUUCUGCGAUACCAAACACACGACCUCAUUCAUCGGAUUAUAUUCGGUUGACUUAACAAUUGUUAUUUCGAGCUCCCUAUUUGUAGUUGCCAUGUUGCUCUGGUGUUUUUUUUCCCUAGAGAAUAGAUGACGAAAGAAGGAAGGAAAGGCUUGAGGCGUGAUACGAUUGCAAUUGCCUGUCUAUGAGGUCAGAAACUUCAGCACUAGGUUCUCUUUGCCAUCCUUUAUAAAGCGCGUUAACAAGUUGACCGGUAGUCAGAAGGAUGCUAUAAGUAGGACUGGAUUUGGCAGUUUGCUCCUCAUUCCAGAUCAGAUGCUUUCUAAAAACCUAUUAGUUGAACUGAUGGAAAGAUGGGAUUAUGAGAAGCGUGCUUUUGUACUUUCUCCGGGUGAAAUAACCAUUUCUCUCUUGGAUGUUGCAUUGAUCUUGGGAUUACGAGUCACAGGAAAUCCAGUAGUUCUACUAGCAGAUACACCUUUCUUGGAUCUAGAAAGAGGAUAUGGUGUUGCCCUGUGGAAUAGAAAAAUCACUGUUGCAUCAUUAGAACAAAGACUUGAUUCUCUUGCUGAGACCAACAAUGAUGAUUUUGUGAGGACAUUCUUAUUAUUCAUGUUUGGAACUUUUCUUUUCCCAAGUACGAGUGGUAAAGUUGAUUCCCGGUACCUUUAUCUUCUCGAAAACCUUGAUAAAGUGAGUAAAUUUGCAUGGGGAGCAGCUGUUCUUGCAGAUGUAUUUCACUGGUUGUAUAGGAGAAAGAAGGAAAAAGUGCAAUAUGUUGGAGGUUGUCUUAUUUUUCUUCAAGUAUGGUGUCUUGAACACAUUGACAUUGCUCGUCCAAGUUUAAUGGAUUACUGCUCUAAGUUCCCACGUGUCUGCAACUGGGGAAAUACUAAAUCUCAUCAGAGACACUGGUUCACUAGCAAAUUCAAAGAACUAGAGGCUAAUCAGAUAAUUUGGAGCCUUGAACGGACUUCUGAUGAGUCCAAUACUGACAUAAUCAAAGAGUUGAUAGAGGCAGAACAGAGAAAAACAUGGCCUGACAUGAACCUACAAUCUUCACUAGCUACUUGCUCUCGUACUGACCAUACUGUGAAAAAUGGAUAUCAACCAAUGGUUCAUUUGGUUGUUGACCUGGAAACUGAAUCAGAGAGUGAAAGUAGCAGAGUGGCAUAUGGAAUUCAAAGUCUUUCUUCUGGUCCAUCCGAUAAAUUUAGUUUGCAUGAAACUGUAUCAAGAUCUUCUGCAUGCCACUAUGGGGGGAAAGAAAAAGAACGUACAGAGCUUUCACAGUCUUCAGGAGCAGAUAUAGCUAUAGUAAUCAGCAGUGAUGACGAUUUGGAGGAUGAUCUGAAGAAGAAAAACCAGACUCUGGAAAAGCAAAUACUUCAACUAAAGAACAAAAACGGUGAUCUGAUGAGAGAGAAUGAAAUUCUGAAAUACCAACUCUCCUCAAGCCUAAAGUUUAAAGAGCAGAACGUUAAACUACAAGAAGAAAAUGAAAGUUUGCAACAGGAGAAUGUGAAAGUACAAAAAGAAAAUGAAAGUUUGCGACAGGAGAAUCAAGCACUGAGCUUAUCAACCAAUACUUUGGUAAGUCGAUUAGGAAAUCUUUUGUCUGAUGGGAUCAAGGAGGAGUGUUAGUAAUAUGAGAUGUAUUUUUUUAGUUGAAAUGUGAAUGAAUGAAGGCAAAGUUUCAGCAGAAUUUUAUUCUUUGCAAUUCUUAAAACUAACAGUGGUAUCAUGGAAUGAACAAAAAUCUUGUGGUAUGCGAAUUGGCUAGUCUAUUAAGUGUUUCCG